GUCAUGCCAGUGUCUCCAGUGCCCAGCUGUGUGUCCAUGAAGAGUAACUGGUCCAUGAGGGCGCCACCAACCUUCAGCAGUGGACCUCUACAGUCUGAUCCAUUACUACAGAAGACUACCCUGAGGUCAUUGUCUCCAGUUCCUAGCUCUGUAUCCAUGAAGAGUAAUUGUUCCAUGAGAGAGCCCCUAACCUUCAGCAGUGGACCUCCACAGUCUGACUCAAAGGACUUUCUAAACAACAGUCAAUCCAGGUGUGGUGUAUGUGAGCAGCUACUGAGUUCCCCAGUCAUCACCACCUGUGGACACAGUUUCUGCAGCCAGUGUAUCAGCAGCUACUGCAGCCAGUCUGGUCCAUCAGGAGACUACAGCUGUCCCCAGUGCAGACAGAGAUGCAGAAUUCAAGCUGUUAUCAAUCCCGACACAACCAUGGCACAACCCCUCCUGCAUUCACAUGGGCCUAUAGCACAAACUCCUCCAUACACAAGCAUUGUGCAACCAAAUGUAUACCCCUCUGCGUAUAUUGCGCCUCGUAACCUAUACCUCUCUCAAGCCGCUGUACAAUCUACUGUAAACCCAUCUGCAACCAUGGUACAGCCUACUGUAAAUCCUAAUGCAAUCAUAAUGCAACCUUCUGCACACAUUUCUGCAUCCAAGGCACAACAUGCGCUAUACCAUUCUGCAACCGUGACACAACCCACUGCAAACCCAUCUGCAACCAUGCAAGAUCCUUCCCUUUACCACCACAAUAAAAUGCUGGAACUUCAUCUCUGCAGACCUCCAUCAUUGCCCCACGUGUCUCCAUACCUGCAGCAGCAUCCUCUAUACUCAGAGAUGGGACAGGAUCGUCUAAAUCCACAUUUGCCUACAGCAGAGUCCCCUCCACAGCCUCAUGAAGUCAUUGCACAAUGUCCUCUAUAUCCAAACUCGGAGAUGGGGGAGGGUCCUCUAUAUCCACACAAGCGUGCAGCACAGCCUUGUUCACAGCCUCCUUUAGUUCAGCACACAGCAGCCAGCAACCACGUCCUGACUGAUCAUGCUCCAGCUAAAAGGGCAAGACUAGCAGGCAACUGUGACCUCAAUAGUGUACUGAUGAGCCAUAAAGCCAAAAUGAAGAAGAGGUUUGAGAGUAUAUCUGAAGGCAUCAUAAGGCAGGGGACCCAAACACUCCUGAACAAGAUCUACACAGAGCUCUACAUUACUGAAGGAGAGAGUGAAGACGUGAAUAACGAGCAUGAAGGUUGGCAGGUAGAAGCUGCAUCCCGACCACAAACUACAGAUGACACAGCCAUCAACUGCAAUGACAUCUUCAAGCCAUUACCUGGACAGGAGGGACACAUAAGAACUGUCAUGACAAAGGGGAUAGCUGGCAUCGGAAAAACAGUUUCAGUGCAGAAGUUCAUCCUUGACUGGGCAGAAGACAACGCUAAUCAGGAUGUGGAUUUCAUGUUUGUGCUUCCAUUUCGGGAGUUAAAUUUAGUCAAAGAUGCCCAAUACAGUCUUCACAGGCUCCUGCUUGACUUCCACCCUGAGCUUAGUGAGUUGGACAAUAGUGAAUACAAAGAUUGCAAUAUCAUAUUCAUCUUUGAUGGUCUGGAUGAGAGUCGACUUCAACUGGAUUUUCAAAAGAACCAGCAGUUUUCUGAUGUAACAAAACUGUCACCCGUGGAUGUGCUGAUGACAUGCCUCUUUCAAGGAUCCCUGCUUCCUUCAGCUCGAAUCUGGAUAACCUCCAGACCAGCAGCAGCCAGUCAGGUUCCUUCCCAGUAUGUGGAUCGGGUGACAGAAGUACGAGGGUUCAGUGACCCACAGAAGGAAGAGUACUUCAGGAAGAGGCUCAGUGACCACAGCCUAGCCGAUAGAAUCAUCACACACAUUAAAGCAUCCAGAAGCCUCUUCAUUAUGUGCCACAUGCCAGUCUUCUGUUGGAUUGCUGCCACUGUCCUUCAGCAGAUACUGCAAGAAGACGGUGGAAGGGAAGCCCCCAAAACCCUGACAGAGAUGUUCAUACACUUCCUGCUCAUCCAGACCACCAGGAAGCAACAGAAGUAUCAAGAGGAAACUGAAGCAGAUAGACAGAGGCUUCUAGAAUCCCACAAGAGUGUCAUUCUGAAACUGGCAGAGCUGGCCUUCACACACCUGGAGAAUGGCAAUCUCAUGUUCUAUGAAGACGACCUGAGAAAGUGUGGCAUUGAUGUCAGUGAAGCAUCAGUGUACUCUGGAAUGUGCACUGAGAUCUUCAGGGAGGAAUGUGUGUUUGAACACCAGAAGGUCUACUGCUUUGUCCAUUUGAGCAUCCAAGAGUUUCUGGCUGCUCUGCAUGUGUUCUCAUCUUAUCUAAAUAAGAAUUCGGAGGUCUUGGGACAGUUUGUGAAAAGAAAGGACAGCAUAACAGCAUUGCCACUUGAUGAGCUGUUGAAGAGUGCAGUGAACAAAGCUUUGGAAAGCAAGAAUGGACAUCUUGAUUUGUUUGUUCGUUUCCUUCAUGGCAUUUCUCUCGAAUCAAAUCAGAAACUCCUGCUUGGCCUCCUGACACACACCCACAGCAGCUCGGAGAGUGUGGCGAAAACAAUCAAGAACCUGAAGGUGAUGCAGAGACAAAACAUCUCCCCUGAAAGGUGCAUCAAUCUCUUCCACUGCCUGGUUGAAAUGCAUGACUCGUCUGUCCAUGAUGAAAUACAGGCUUACCUCAAGGCAGAGAAGGGAUCAGUCAAACAGCUUUCACUGGCCCACUGCUCUGCCUUGGCUUAUAUGCUUCUUAUGUCUGAUGAGGUGCUGGAUGAGUUUGAUCUGAAGAAAUACAAGACCACAGAUGAAGGUCGCAGGAGACUGGUCCCAGUUGUACGAUGCUGCAGAAAGGCAAUGUGA
Engraulis encrasicolus (European anchovy) is the source of this 2865-nucleotide messenger RNA. RefSeq names its product NLR family CARD domain-containing protein 3-like. The record is from RefSeq and is a predicted model, not a curated record. Gene Ontology annotation, biological process: intracellular signal transduction. Lineage: Eukaryota; Metazoa; Chordata; Actinopteri; Clupeiformes; Engraulidae. The transcript is spliced from 4 exons. The coding region runs from base 4 to 2865 and encodes 953 amino acids.